AUGAGCCAGCAGGAUGUGGUCGCUGCACUGUCAGAACGCCUGCUUGUAGCUGCAUACAAAGGCCAAGUGGAUAAUGUUGUGCAGCUUAUCAACAAGGGUGCCAAGGUAGCAGUUACCAAGCAUGGACGAACCCCUUUACAUCUUGCAGCCCACAAAGGACAUCUUAAUGUAGUCCAAAUCCUAUUAAAAAGCAGGGUGUGAGCUGAACAUACAGGAUGAUGGAAGCCAAACCGCCCUGCAUCGGGCAGCUGUGGUGGGACAUAGUGAUAUUCUUGCAGUAUUGAUACAAGAAGGUUGUGCAUUGGACAGACAGGAUAAGGAUGGCAACACUGCUCUGCAUGAAGCUGCUUGGCAUGGAUUUAGCCAAUCUGUCAAACUACUUGUUAAAGCUGGAGCUAAUGUGCUUGCCAAGAACAAGGCAGGUAACACACCUCUCCACCUUGCUUGCCAAAAUGGUCAUUCCCAAAGCUGUCGAGUAUUAUUGCUUGCAGGAUCUCGGGCUGACUUAAAAAAUCAUGCAGGAGAUACCUGUUUACAUGUUGCAGCGCGCUACAAUCACUUGUCUGUCAUCAGGAUACUACUCAGCGCUUUUUGUUCUGUCAAUGAGAAGAACCAGGCUGGUGAUACGCCACUCCAUGUUGCUGCAGCUCUCAAUCAUAGGAAAGUUAUCAAAGUGCUUUUGGAAGCUGGAGCUGAUGCUGCUCUUCUUAAUAAUGCAGGCCAGAUUGCAUUGGACACAGCAAGACACCACAAUAAUUCAGACGUAGCCCUUCUCCUUACUAAAGCACCACAGGUCCUGCGUUUUAGCCGUGGCAGAAGUUUAAGAAAGAAGAGGGAGAAAAUGAAGGAGGAGAGGAGAGCCCAGUCUGUGCCAAGAGAGGACAUAGCAGAUAGUAAAGCCAGCAUUUCAGCAGCUGAGGAUACGCACAGUAGUGAGCAAGCACCAUUAAAACAGGGGGAUGGCAAAGAUGAACAGCGGCUUUCUACAGCAGGAAAUAAGCAGAGGAAGGGAAAGAGAGGAAAAACUAAAGAAAAGAUUUCAGCUCUUUCUGAUCCAACAUCACCUGCGGAUCAGCAACUAUUCUGUAGUGGGCAGCAAACAGGACACAACCACAGGAGAAAGAGCAAGCACAGAGUCCCAUCUCCACCAUUUGCUCCUCAUGAAACUCGGGCAUACCAGCUGUACACACUGUACAGGGGAAAGGAUGGCAAAGUUAUGCAAGCUCCCAUCAAUGGUUGUCGCUGUGAGCCACUCAUAAGUAAGCUGGAGAACCAAUUGGAAGCCACCAAGGAGGAAAUAAAAGCUGAGAUUGGCACUGUGCAAGAUCAAAUGAAUGCAAAACUGGGGCAGAUGGACAGUAAAACCCAGCACCAGCUGCGGGUCUUGGACAAGUUAAUGAUGGAGCGGAUGUCUGCAGAGAGGGCGGAAUGUAUCUGCCGCCUCCAGCAACAGUCUGAAGUGCAGAAAAAUGAAGCUGAGAAACGCCAGGUAUCUGUGGUGAAUGAGCUAAAAAGCUGGUGUUUACUGAAAAUACAGAACCUGGAGUUGAAGCUUUCUGGAGAUUCCAGACCUUUUAAAGCCAAAUCCUCUCCUUCAACGUGCGAUUCAACAGAUCAGCCAGUUUCAGAGAGUCCAAACAGCAGCAAGGACUGCAACAGCACAGACAUUUCCAUCCCACUACAGACCUCCAUUCAACAUUCAUUUGUCACUCGGCAGAGCAGUUUACCUGAUGAGCUUUCCAAAGAACUUCCAUCUGAAGAAAUCAGCAGACAACACCAGAUUCCACCCCCUCAAGAUCUCAUGGUGUGUGCAUCUGUGAGGCCUAAAGAAAAGACAACAAGCUGUAUCCCAUCCUGCAGAUAUCAGCCAGCCCUCCCAUCUUCCAGCCUUCCCAACCCUAAACUGCGAAACACCAAAAUUCUCCCUGCUGCCAGACUCGUAACAGAUGAAAAGAAGGCUGAGAAGCAGACUGCAAAUCUCAUGGACCGAGGCACGCAAACAAGAAAAUGUGCAAAACCUGGGCAGAUUAGACAGCGAAGCCUAAUGCCAGGACCACAGAUUCCACUACCAUCCUCUAAUGCACCUGGUGACCAUGUUGGCGUGCAAACCAGGGACACCUCCCAAGCUUUGGAAAUCACACAAUAUUUUUUUGAAGCAGUAUCUACUCAAAUGGAAAAAUGGUAUGAAAGAAAAAUUGAAGAAGCCAAGUCGCAAGCAAACAUGAAGGCUCAAGAAGAUAAAGUCACUUUGCAACAGCAUAUACAGAGUUUGGAAGAAGAAUUAAUGAAGUUGAGGACUAAGUUACAGAAGGAAAGCUAG
Staurois parvus is the source of this 2320-nucleotide messenger RNA. The record is from the annotation of a GenBank genome assembly. NCBI's taxonomy places the organism in Eukaryota, Metazoa, Chordata, Amphibia, Anura, Ranidae.